UUUGUGCUCUGGUCUGUGGAAGAGGAGGAUCUGUGGGAGUUCUGGGUUCUGUGGAGCUCUGGACUCUGCCCUAUAGUGAAGGAAUCUCUGCGGAGCUCUGGGUUCUGCCCUAUAGGGGAGGGGUCCCUGUGGGGUCCAGGGGCACUAACAGGACUCAGAGCGGACCGGGACGGGGAUGAAGCCCUAAGGACAGCCGGGCUCUGCAGGGAACGGGGGACCGGGCAGGGGUGGCCCUUGGGUGAGACCAGGCGUGGGGACAGCAGCGCUGGAGCUGCCCCGUGUCCGCAGGUGACAGCGGAGCCCUGAGCAUGCGGGGCCGGAUCCCGGGAAUCUGCGGAGCCCUGAGGAUGCGGGAGCGGAUCCCGGCCCUGCUCGGGCUGGCCCUGGCCUUGGCAUCGCUGCUGCCCGCGGCCGGAGCGCGCCGCAGCCAGGACCUGCACUGCGGAGCCUGCCGGGCGCUGGUGGACGAGCUGGAGUGGGAGAUCGCCCAGGUGGAUCCCAGAAAAACCAUCCAGAUGGGCUCGUUCCGCAUCAACCCCGACGGCAGCCAGUCGGUGGUGGCGGUGCCGUACGCGCGCUCGGAGGCGCACCUGACCGAGCUGCUGGAGCGGGUGUGCGAGAAGAUGAAGGAGUACGGCGAGAAGGUGGAUCCGGCCACGCACCGCAAGAGCUACGUGCGGGUCAUCUCCCACGACGGCACCAAGAUGGACCUUUCCGGCCUCAAAUUCGACGGGGAUGUGACGUCCAGCCUGAAAUUCGCGUGCGAGAGCAUCGCUGAGGAAUACGAGGAUGAGCUCAUCGAGUUUCUCUCACACGAGGCUGAGAACGUCAAGGACCGGCUCUGCAGCAAGAGGACGGACCUGUGUGACCACGCGCUCCACAUCCCGCACGACGAGCUGUGACUGCCUCUGGAGCAGGGACCGGGACAGAGCCAGGACCCACCGGGGACCCAGAGGGAUCUGCCAGGACCUGCACAGCUCUGGAGCUGCUGCCUCACCCCGUGAUGAGCUCCCGUCCUAUUUAUUCCCCGUCCAGGGGCACCGGGACGGCCACGGGGCCGGGGCCACGUCCUGGCUCCUGCUGGGACAUUUCAGGGACAUUCCUGCCCCACUGCCAGGGGAGACACCGGGGCUCAGCCCCCCGGGGGGGGAGAGAAGUUUGGGGACCCCCC
Messenger RNA from Ficedula albicollis (Collared flycatcher), 1171 nucleotides. It is a transcript of the gene CNPY2, whose product is annotated as canopy FGF signaling regulator 2. Gene Ontology annotation, cellular component: endoplasmic reticulum. The record is from RefSeq and is a predicted model, not a curated record. The coding region runs from base 309 to 902 and encodes 197 amino acids. The transcript is spliced from 5 exons. Lineage: Eukaryota; Metazoa; Chordata; Aves; Passeriformes; Muscicapidae.